AUGGCCAAGAGCAUAGAUCUGGCUUCGCUGCCAGAGCAGUUCAAGGCAGCCGUGGACGCGAUUCGCGCCGUCGUACCUGCCGAGCUCGCCUCUCCCAAGUGGGGGAUCAUCUGCGGCUCUGGUCUGUCUGGACUCGCAUCGUCGCUCGAAUCGGCCGUGCAUGUGCCAUACACUUCGAUUCCUGGCUUCUCCGAGUCGACGGUGGCAGGUCACACGUCCUCCCUCGCAUUCGGUUUCCUCACCGCCCCCUCGUCGUCCACCCGCGUCCCCGUAGUGGCGGCGCUGGGUCGAUUCCACACGUACGAGGGUCAUGCUGCGGCUGCGUGCGUCUUCCCCACCCGCGUCAUGAAGCUUCUCGGCAUCCAGGCGCUCGUGGUGACCAACGCAGCCGGUGGUCUCGCGGACCGGUUCGAAGUGGGCACCAUCAUGGCGAUCCAUGAUCAUCUCUCGCUACCCACGUUGACGUCGAUGAACCCCUUGAUCGGGGCCAAUCUCGAUGCGCUCGGACCGCGAUUCCCGCCGUUGAGCAACGCGUACGAUCUCCACUUGCGACUGGCGUUGUUCCGCGCCGCCCAGAAGCUGGGUCUCUCCAACCUGCUGGAGAGCGGAACCUACGCAUACGUCAUGGGUCCCUCCUACGAAUCCCGUGCCGACGCUGGAUUCCUCAAGAAAGUUGGCGCAGACGCAGUAGGCAUGAGCACCGUCCCCGAAGUCAUCGCCGCCGCCCACGCCGGCGUCAAAGUCCUCGCCAUCAGCCUCAUCACCAACAAGGUCGUCCUCAAACCCUACUUUGAUUUCAAAACCGCACUCGAGACUGAGCAGCAGGGCGGGGAGAAGUUGGAGGACAGCGUCAAGAGGGUACUCCAAGAGGAUGUGGGAGAGGCGGCAAACCACGAAGAGGUGCUAGAGGCAGGCAAGAUGAGGGCCGAGGACAUGAGGAGGUUGGUCGCCGAGGUGGUUUGCUCCACUGAAGUGUAG
This is a messenger RNA of Kalmanozyma brasiliensis GHG001, 978 nucleotides long. RefSeq names its product Nucleoside phosphorylase domain protein. Gene Ontology annotation, biological process: nucleoside metabolic process. NCBI's taxonomy places the organism in Eukaryota, Fungi, Basidiomycota, Ustilaginomycetes, Ustilaginales. The coding region runs from base 1 to 978 and encodes 325 amino acids. Gene Ontology annotation, molecular function: purine-nucleoside phosphorylase activity. The record is from RefSeq and is a predicted model, not a curated record. The transcript has 2 exons. Gene Ontology annotation, cellular component: cytoplasm.